AUGACAUCUAUUAUCAAAUUAACUACCCUCUCUGGGGUUCAAGAAGAAUCUGCUCUUUGUUAUCUUCUCCAAGUGGAUGAAUUUAGAUUUUUAUUGGAUUGUGGCUGGGAUGAGCACUUUUCUAUGGAUAUUAUCGAUUCCCUGAGGAAGCACGUCCACCAGAUUGAUGCGGUGCUGUUGUCUCACCCCGAUCCUCUCCACCUCGGAGCCCUCCCGUACGCUGUCGGGAAGUUGGGUCUGAACUGCGCUAUCUACGCGACCAUUCCUGUUUAUAAAAUGGGACAGAUGUUCAUGUAUGAUCUUUACCAGUCUCGACAUAAUACAGAAGAUUUCACUCUAUUUACAUUAGAUGACGUGGAUGCAGCCUUUGAUAAAAUACAGCAGUUGAAAUUCUCUCAGAUUGUGAAUUUGAAAGGUAAAGGACAUGGCUUGUCUAUCACACCUCUGCCGGCUGGUCAUAUGAUCGGUGGGACCAUAUGGAAAAUAGUCAAAGAUGGAGAAGAAGAAAUUGUUUAUGCAGUUGACUUCAACCACAAGAGGGAGAUCCACUUAAAUGGAUGUUCCCUGGAAAUGCUAAGCAGACCCUCCCUACUUAUCACAGAUUCAUUUAAUGCUACAUAUGUGCAGCCGAGGAGAAAACAGAGAGAUGAGCAACUGCUGACAAAUGUCCUGGAGACACUUCGUGGGGAUGGCAACGUGCUGAUAGCGGUGGACACUGCAGGCAGAGUUCUGGAACUUGCGCAGCUCCUCGACCAGAUCUGGCGAACUAAAGAUGCAGGCCUGGGUGUCUACUCCCUGGCCCUCCUGAACAACGUCAGCUACAAUGUGGUGGAGUUUUCUAAGUCCCAGGUAGAAUGGAUGAGUGACAAAUUGAUGAGAUGUUUUGAAGACAAAAGAAAUAACCCGUUUCAGUUCCGCCAUCUCUCUCUAUGCCAUGGUCUUUCUGACUUGGCUCGAGUACCCAGUCCUAAAGUGGUACUUGCCAGCCAGCCCGACCUGGAAUGUGGAUUUUCAAGGGAUCUCUUUAUUCAGUGGUGUGAGGACCCUAAAAACUCCAUCAUUCUAACUUACAGAACUACUCCUGGGACUUUAGCACGCUUCUUAAUUGAUAACCCUGCUGAAAAAGUUACAGAAAUAGAGUUGAGGAAACGGGUAAAGCUUGAAGGGAAAGAACUUGAAGAAUACUUGGAGAGAGAGAAGCUAAAGAAAGAAGCUGCUAAAAAACUUGAGCAGUCAAAAGAGGUUGACAUAGAUUCCAGCGAUGAAAGUGAUGUUGAGGAAGACAUUGACCAGCCUACGGCUCAUAAAACUAAGCACGACCUGAUGAUGAAAGGUGAAGGCAGUCGGAAAGGAAGUUUCUUCAAGCAGGCCAAGAAGUCUUAUCCCAUGUUCCCUGCCCCAGAAGAAAGAAUUAAAUGGGAUGAAUAUGGAGAAAUUAUCAAACCAGAGGAUUUCUUGGUGCCAGAACUUCAAGCCACUGAAGAAGAAAAAAGCAAAUUAGAAUCUGGCUUGACAAAUGGAGAUGAACCAAUGGAUCAGGAUUUAUCUGAUGUUCCUACCAAGUGUAUUUCUAUGACAGAAUCCAUUGAAAUAAAAGCCAGGGUUACUUACAUAGACUAUGAAGGACGCUCCGAUGGGGAUUCCAUUAAAAAGAUCAUCAAUCAGAUGAAACCCCGACAGUUGAUCAUUGUCCAUGGGCCGCCAGAGGCCAGUCAGGAUCUUGCAGAGUGCUGCCGUGCGUUCGGUGGGAAAGAUAUUAAAGUGUACAUGCCGAAGCUGCACGAGACUGUGGACGCCACCAGCGAGACCCACAUCUACCAGGUGAGAUUAAAAGACUCACUGGUGAGCUCCCUUCAGUUUUGUAAGGCCAAAGACGCAGAACUGGCUUGGAUAGAUGGUGUCUUAGACAUGAGAGUUUCCAAAGUGGACACAGGAGUUAUUUUAGAAGAAGGAGAACUGAAGGAUGAUGGAGAGGACUCAGAAAUGCAAGUGGAGGCACCUUCCGAUGCUAGCGUCAUCGCCCAACAAAAGGCCAUGAAGAGUCUGUUUGGAGAUGAUGAGAAAGAAACAGGUGAAGAAAGUGAGGUCAUCCCAACUUUGGAACCCUUGCCACCUAAUGAGGUUCCUGGACACCAGUCAGUCUUCAUGAACGAGCCCAGACUGUCCGACUUCAAGCAAGUUCUCUUACGGGAGGGGAUCCAAGCUGAAUUUGUAGGAGGUGUCCUUGUUUGCAACAAUCAAGUGGCAGUUCGUAGAACGGAAACUGGACGCAUCGGAUUAGAAGGCUGCCUUUGUCAAGAUUUUUAUAGGAUAAGAGACCUUUUAUAUGAACAGUAUGCCAUUGUGUAA
This is a messenger RNA of Pipistrellus nathusii (Nathusius's pipistrelle), 2349 nucleotides long. The record is from the annotation of a GenBank genome assembly. NCBI's taxonomy places the organism in Eukaryota, Metazoa, Chordata, Mammalia, Chiroptera, Vespertilionidae.